Phragmites australis (common reed) is the source of this 584-nucleotide messenger RNA. RefSeq lists its product as uncharacterized. Lineage: Eukaryota; Viridiplantae; Streptophyta; Magnoliopsida; Poales; Poaceae. The coding region runs from base 91 to 375 and encodes 94 amino acids. The record is from RefSeq and is a predicted model, not a curated record. The transcript has 2 exons.
CUGAGCUGAGCUGAGCUGAGAGAGGAGGAAAGUGAUAGUGCUCUCUGAAGUCUCUUCCCAGUCUCAGUCUCUUACUCUCUUCAACACCAAAUGAGGACUUCCUUGGCAUUGGCUACUGCCGUCUGCUUCCUGCUUCUGUUGCUGACGACCAUGGAGGUUGAAGCCAUCAGGUUGGAUGCUGAGAGCCGUGCCGUGGUCAGCCAGCAAACGGUCAAUAAAUCAAACGAGAACAUGGUGAAGGAUGCUCCUGCUAACUCGUUAGGCGAGACCAAGAGAAGCGUCGCUGGAAAAGAGGUCAGGGCAACAGCGCACAGGCUACCUGAAUUCCACGAAGACUACUACGGCGCUAGUGUUCAUGAACCUAGGCACCACUGAGCGAAACAUCGAUCCCUGCUUGCUCAGCUUGUUCCCUUUGUGCAAAAACAGGCUAGGUACUAGCUAGGCAGUAGCUGUAGGCUGCAAUAGUUACCGUAAUCUGCUUGAUUAGCGAGCAGACAGUUUUAUUUUUUCCUUUUCACAUAUUGAAGGGAAAAGCAACAGUUUUGAUGUACUAACUUCUCGACGAUAGUACUAAACACCGCAAG